AGAGGGGACGGAGGCGGAAGUGAAGGACUAAACUUUUUCUGGUUUACACGACUGUGAUAAGGCUGUACCUGCUGCUGUUAUGUUAUUCAAGUCCCUGGCAGGGAGUGCCUGCACUCUACUGGGAGCUGCGACAGCCUUCAAAUUUGCCCCUGUGGAAAUCAAAGCUCAAGCAGCUGCCCUCCUUCACAGCGCAGUGAGGAAAUCCUCUCUGGUGGAACAAGCAAAUAUGAGGGUUGAACUUCUCCCAGCGCUCAGUGACAACUACAUGUACCUCCUGAUAGAUGUGGACUCCAGGGAAGCAGCUGUUGUUGACCCUGUGGAGCCGAUAAAGGUUGUGGAAGCUGUCAGAAAGCAUGGCGUAAAACUCACAACAGUUUUAACCACUCAUCACCACUGGGAUCAUGCUGGUGGAAAUGAGAAAAUGGUUAAGCUAAUGCCAGGGCUUAGGGUCUAUGGAGGAGAUGACAGAGUUGAUGCUAUAACAAAGAAAGUUUCUCAUUCCCACAAUAUCAAGGUUGGAUCCCUCAAUGUCAAAUGCCUGUUUACCCCAUGUCACACAACCGGUCACAUCUGUUACUAUGUGACGAAGGAUAAAAGCACAGAGCCUCCGGCUGUUUUCACAGGGGACACGCUGUUUGUGGCUGGUUGUGGAAAAUUCUUUGAGGGAACAGCGGAGCAGAUGCACAAAGCCUUGAUAGAUAUUCUGGGAAUCCUGCCUCCUGAAACGCGUGUUUACUGCGGGCACGAGUACACCGUCAGCAAUCUGAAAUUUGCACGUCAUGUGGAACCGGACAAUGAAGUCAUUCAGGAGAAGCUGGCGUGGGCAAAGGAGAAAUGCAGCGAUGGAGAACCUACCGUUCCGUCCACUUUGGCAGAUGAAUUCACAUUUAACCCCUUUAUGAGAGUAAAAGAGAAAUCCGUGCAAGACCACGUAAAGCAGACAACCUCGAUUGAAACCAUGAGAAGUCUCCGGAAAGAAAAAGAUGGCUUCCGGGUGCCCAAGGAGUGAUGUCCAGUGCAUUCUUGCUUCAUAACAACUGCUUAAAACACUGCAAGCUGUUAAUAGUGUAAUACAAAAUAUAUCUGCAUUUCAUCUUCAAAGCCGCUAUAAAUAGAUCUUCUAUCUACAUUCACUCUCAGUUAUGGCAAACCUUUUUUUUUUAUCACUUAAAUCAAAUCUAAUAUGGCUUUAAACUUGUUUUAGUUUGUUUGGAUCAGAUUGGUGUGAUAGUUUUAAGGAAUAUAUGGCCAUUCAUUGAACACUUUAAAUGAGGAAUAAGUUUGUUAAUCUGUAAAUCUGAGUUUUAAAAUCAUUUUAAUAUUAUGUUAUAAUUUAUCAAUGUAAAACAAAGUGAUAGAAUUAACAAUGUGAACAAGAAAGGGAGCGGCUUCAGGUACAAAUGUUAGAAUACGUGUGAAAAAAAGUGUAAAUUGAUAAAAAAUAAUUUCUUUUUCUGUGAA
Anoplopoma fimbria (sablefish) is the source of this 1461-nucleotide messenger RNA. RefSeq names its product hydroxyacylglutathione hydrolase, mitochondrial-like. The record is from RefSeq and is a predicted model, not a curated record. Gene Ontology annotation, biological process: glutathione metabolic process. Gene Ontology annotation, molecular function: hydroxyacylglutathione hydrolase activity. NCBI's taxonomy places the organism in Eukaryota, Metazoa, Chordata, Actinopteri, Perciformes, Anoplopomatidae. Gene Ontology annotation, cellular component: mitochondrion. The transcript is spliced from 9 exons. The coding region runs from base 80 to 1009 and encodes 309 amino acids.